This is a messenger RNA of Eufriesea mexicana, 5663 nucleotides long. RefSeq names its product Sec7 domain-containing protein garz (gene garz). NCBI's taxonomy places the organism in Eukaryota, Metazoa, Arthropoda, Insecta, Hymenoptera, Apidae. Gene Ontology annotation, molecular function: guanyl-nucleotide exchange factor activity. The transcript has 15 exons. Gene Ontology annotation, biological process: regulation of ARF protein signal transduction. The record is from RefSeq and is a predicted model, not a curated record. Bases 78 to 5663 code for a protein of 1861 amino acids.
ACGUUACGCAUUAUUGAGUGUUUUCUAGGGUUUCUUCGGAAUAAAAAUGGUAUAAGGAACAAGUGUUCUUGAAAAAGAUGGGCAAAAUUGUGAAAAUGGCCUAUCCAGGUGGUGGUUUAUAUGUUGUCGAAGGUGAGGUUUGCCUUCUGAUAACAGCUAUGAGACGAGGUACUCGAUGGUCUUCUCACUCUCAUCAGGAUGACGAUCAGGGUACUCUUAUAAAAGGAUUAUUCACUUUGAAAGAGGGAUUAAACGAAGCAAAAGAUUUAUCUUAUUUAGAACCAAGCGUGUUUCUGGCGCCAUUCUUAGAAAUUAUAAGAUCAGAAGAAACGACUGGACCUGUUACUAGUCUAGCGCUAUCUGCUGUUAAUAAAAUGAUAUCUUAUGGUCUUAUAGAUUCUGAUCAUCCUGCAAUAGCACAAUGUGUAGAAGCUAUUGCUGAUGUUGUAACACAUGCAAGAUUUGUUGGAACUGAUGCAUCAGGGGAUGGGGUUGUUUUAAUGAGAAUACUCCAGGUUUUGAGAGCUUUGAUGCUAUCACCAGCUGGAGAUUAUCUUUCAAAUGAAAGCAUUUGUGAAAUUAUGCUCAGUUGUUUUAGAAUAUGUUUUGAAACACGUCUCAGUGAAUUGCUAAGAAAAACAGCGGAGCAUUGUUUGAGAGACAUGGUACAGCAUCUUUUUACUCGAUUACCUCAAUUUGCAGAUGAUACUAGAGUCUUAUUAAAUAUGAAAAAAAUGAGAACAAAUGGUAUGGAAAGUAAUCGCAGUAAGAACAGAAGGAAUAAAAGUCAUUUCAAGCAAAAGGCAAAACAGAGUACAGAGAGUAUAGGAGAAAAUCAACUUCCAAGUCCAACUGAUAGAGUUAGGUCAAGUUGCCUGACAACACCUGUUAAUUCAGUAGGAAAUAUCGUUGAUAUGCAAGGUUCUUUAGAUCAAGGUAGCAUUGAAAAAGCAGACGAAGAAAAGUAUGAUAAUAAGGAGCAUAUUAAGAAAGAUUUAAAUGAUGUAAAUGAAAUUAUCAAACAUGAAGCUGAAUCAGAUAUAAAAACGGAGAAUGUGAAUUUAAAGGGUAUGAAGGAGUCUAAAGAAAAUACGAAUGAAACAGAGGACAAAGCAAAUGUUAUUAUUGAAAAAGAGGAAGUUUUGCAGAAAAAUAGUAAAUGUAUAGAGAAUACAGAAAUGCACGAACAUAAUCAGACGAAGAAAUUAAAUUUAUUGAAGCAAGGAAAUCAAGAAAACCUGAAAAAAUCAAUGUGUAAUGAUAAAAAUACAAAUUUAUCAAAGUCUCCGGCAGGAAGCGUGGAAGAUUUAUCGGUAGAUGAAAAUAUAAGUAACAUAUGUAAAGCAUCUAGAGCUAAAGAAUUUGAACAAGUCGAAGAAUACGUAAAUGCCCAGGGUGUCCGUUUUAUGCCACAUCAACAAUUAGCGCCGUACGGUGCUCUCUGUGUGCGUGAAUUAUUUAGGUUUCUUGUGUCUUUGUGUUGUCCUCACGAUAAACAAAAUAACGAAGUUAUGACACACCUUGGGCUGAGUUUAUUACAAGUUGCUUUAGAAAUUGCUGCCGACUAUCUUUCCAACUUUCCGUCAUUAUUGGUGCUAGUGAAAGAUGAUCUUUGUAGAAAUCUUAUUUUGCUUCUUGGAACAGAUCGAUUGUCGAUACUUGCAGCGGAUUUGCAAGUAUCGUUUUUAUUAUUUGAGUCGCAAAGGGAGCAUUUAAAGUUUCAAAUGGAGCUUCACAUGAACAGACUGAUGGAGUUAGUGAGUUCAGAUUCGAAUAGGAUAUCAUACGAUCAACGUGAAUUAGCUCUCGAUGCCAUUGUGCGAUCAUGGAGAAUACCUGGUUUACCAGCAGAAUUGUACUUAAAUUAUGACUGUGGCUUGUAUUCUACUAAUUUAUAUGAGGAAUUAAUGAAACUUUUUUCAAAGAAUGCUUCAGCCUUAAUGGGUAAUAUGCAGAAUAUGCAAUUCGUUUCUUUGGAUGCGAUAUUCACGUUGAUCUCUGAAAUGGAAAUCAGAUGCAAGGGUUACAAAGAGUUGUGUAAACCAUCACGACAUAGUGCAUCAGCAAAUCUCCCAACACGAGAGGAACUGCUCGCUAUAAAGGCAAAUAAGCGGUGGUUGGUGCUUGGUACAGAAAAAUUCAAUGAAAAUCGGCGGGAAGGAAUUGUUAAACUGGCAGAACACGGGCUUUUGGGCGGUAGUCCAGGCAAUCCUGAUCCAGAGAAAAUAGCCAAAUUUUUGAAAGAGAAUCCUGGCCUUGAUAAAAAGGCUAUUGGGGAAUAUAUUAGUAAAAAAGAAAAUAAAAGUGUAUUAAACUGUUUCGUUCAUAGUUUUGAUUUGAAAGAUAUGCGAAUUGAUCAAGCUUUACGACUUUAUCUAGAGUCUUUUAGGCUUCCUGGAGAAGCUCCACUUAUCUCUCUGUUGCUUGAAAAAUUUGCUGAACAUUGGCACGAUAGUAAUGGAAGACCGUUUGCAUCAGCAGAUGCUGCAUUUACUUUGGCGUAUGCUGUAAUAAUGUUGAACGUGGACCAACAUAAUUAUAAUGUGAAGCGACAAAAUAAUCCGAUGACUGCUGAUGAAUUUAAGAGGAAUUUAAAAAAGGUGAACGGCGGUGCUGAUUUCGACCAAGGAAUGCUCGAUGAAAUAUAUGCCUCGAUUAAAGGUGAAGAAAUCGUGAUGCCUGCUGAACAAACCGGUUUGGUGAAAGAUAAUUACUUAUGGAAAGUACUAUUACGUAGAGGCAUUGGACCUGAAAGUUUCUAUUUAAAGGUUGGGAAUUGUGGUGAAUUUGUGGACAAGGAGCUAGCCGAGCAAGCGUGGGCGCCUAUUAUAAGUGCACUUUGCAGGGCGUACGACAAAGUUCCCGAUAAAUCAUUGCAACGUCGAGUUGCCGAAGCUUUUCACCGUUGCGCGUCUAUUAGUGCACAUUAUGGAAUGAGCAGCGAUUUAGAUACCCUGGUAGUAAGUUUAUGCAAGUUUACCGGUCUUGCGACCGGUGGCGAGCCCGAUCAAGUGAUUUUACACCUUGGUGGAAGUAGCAAGUGUCAGUUGGCUGCACGGACACUUUUUAAAAUUACUCAUAUUCACGGGGAUGCGAUUAGAGCUUCAUGGAAAAACAUCAUUGAUUGUUUGCAAUCGUUAUACAAGGCAAGAUUAUUGCCAAAAAGUCUGACUGAAGGAGAAGAUUUUAUUAGUCCAACGGGGAAGGUAUCGUUACUUAGGCAAUCAACUGUACCAAAACCGGCUCCGGUCGAUCAGGGAAUAUUAUCCAGUUUAUAUUCUUACAUUGCUUUGGAUACGUCACGCAUAUCUCAUCCAAUGGAAACAACUGCAAGAAAAAGGGCUACGGAAUUUGUUGGGAAUUGUUAUCUGAAACAAAUCAUCGUGGAAAGUAAGUUCUUGCAGGUGGAAUCGCUUCGGUCUCUCGUUGGUGCUUUGGUAUUUACAAACUCUCACGACGAAGAUAUAUCAGUAUUUUUGUUGGAACUAUUAUUGGAGGUAACCGUUCAAAAUCGUGACAGAGUAACGUGCAUUUGGCCAAUAGUGCAAGCUCAAUUAGACGGACUGUUAACAACUGCCGCGCGAGAAAAUCAUCCAUAUCUUUUGGAACGAGUAGCCGUUGGAAUGUUAAGAUUAGCAAUCAGAUUAUUACGAGGCGAAGAAUGCGCGUGCACUGUUCUACCGCCUUUGUUACCGUUGGCGUAUUUACCUUCUGCUACAAGCACGCCACUUGCGAGGCAGAUCGCGUACGGUUUGUUCGAGUUACUUAAAACCGGGGCCGCGAAUAUUCACAGCACAGAAGAUUGGAAAGUGGUGUUUAGCUUGCUGGAAUGCGCAGGUGCCGGGGCACUUUUACCAAAGCAAUCGAACACUGUGCUAGACGAAGCAACCAAUUCCAGAACGUCGAUGUUGGAUGCUAGACCGAUUAGUCCAGUACCUGAAUGGGUACUCGCGUCUCCAACAGGUACCGAAGCACCGUUGCCCGUUGCCGCUGACACGAUCAUCUUGGAUCGCGAUUUACAACCUCACGAUCCCGCUGCUCUUGUUAAAUGCUGCGAAAGCUUAACAUUUUUAAUCAGAGAUAUGGCGCACGUAACGCCAUUUAAUUUCGAAUUGUGUAUUCGUUGCGUAAGAACAUUUGCAGAGGCAGUUCUUCAAUGUUCGGGAAAAAGAAAUAAAAUGCUCGGUGGAACGGAAGAAUCUGUUGCUGCUACCUACCAGCAAAGUCCGAUACGAUUGUUAGAUCUAAUGCUUUUACUUCAUACUAGAAUCGCUCAAGUAUUUCGCUGGUGGGCGGAGGAGGGUAACGCCACAGAGAAUAUUUCUUUAUGGCCACAAGUAUGGAGACCUUUGUCACAAGGGAUUGCAAGAUUGUGUUGCGAUGCACGUAGACAAGUACGUACGACGGCUAUAACGUAUCUUCAAUCUACUCUGCUCGCUCACGAUUUAGCACAAUUAUCAGCAGUGGAAUGGUCUCAAUGUUUGGAACAAGUUUUGUUCCCUUUGCUAGCGCAGUUACUCGGACCAAUAGCAUCGAAUGAUCCUAUUGGUGUAGAGGAAACAAGGGUUAGAGCAGCGAUGUUGCUGUCUAAAGUGUUUCUUCAUCAUCUGAAUCCAUUGUUAACUCUUCCUGGAUUUUUACCACUUUGGCUCACUGUUUUAAGUUUACUUCGUGCUUAUAUGCAUGCAGAUAACAGUGAGCUCCUUUUCGAAGCCAUACCAGAAUCGUUGAAGAAUAUGUUGCUGGUGAUGUCAUCCGCUAACGUAUUGGCUCCGACAUCGAAUUUAUGGGCUCCGACUUGGAGAACGAUCGAUGCAUUUUUACCUACUUUGAAAGCAGAAUUAUUCCCAGAACCACCGGUAGUAUCGGUGCCAUCUUGCUCCCAAUCACCGCAAAUACAACACAUUUUGCAAGUUAUCAGUUUAAUAGAGCAGCAGCAACCAUGUUUUUCGGGAUCGAUAGCACCACUUCAGCCGAAAGCUGUGCCAGCUGAGAGCAAAUCGGUUAUAAAGGAUAAUACCGAGGACGAAAGUUUGCGAACUUGGAAGGAAUCGAAUUCGCAGUCGUUAUCCUUAUCCCCUGUGGAGGUAACAAACUUAAGCACAGUGACAAUUUCGCAAACAUCGACGCCUGAUGCAGUGCCAACGUUCGAUGAUAAAGAAUCGCAACAGGUGAUUACUUUAGUCGAUCAGCAAGUACCGAAUGUAUCGAGUACGUUUGCCAUGUUACCAACUACGCAAGAAUCAUUCGAUAUUUGUCAUCGUAUUAUUGGCCGUCCGUCUUUAUCGAUCACUGAAUCGGAUGAACAUUUGACACAAGAGAAAAUCCCACCGUUAUCACCAGGGCUAUCACUCACAUUAUCGAAAGUACCUGUCGAGGAGAGUAAUUGCGAGUAUAUGAAAAAAUCGAUUAUUAGUGAAAAUGUGGGGUCGGAGCAAGUUACACGAACAAACGAAUGCGAAGAGCGGAGACAGCAAGAGCAAUGUCAGCAAACCUUACUACAUUCGCAAUCCGAGCAACAUGUACCAUACAUACAAGAAACGGCACCCGCUGAAACAUUAAAUUCUUUUCCUCACAUAGAUACGUCCGAGAAAUAUGUAAUGCCUGAAAAACGCUUAGGCUUAAGUAAGAAAGAAAUCAGUUUGGCGUAUCACAUCGUCUAA